This is a messenger RNA of Micromonas pusilla CCMP1545, 4230 nucleotides long. RefSeq lists its product as uncharacterized. Gene Ontology annotation, molecular function: protein binding. NCBI's taxonomy places the organism in Eukaryota, Viridiplantae, Chlorophyta, Mamiellophyceae, Mamiellales, Mamiellaceae. The transcript has 2 exons. The record is from RefSeq and is a predicted model, not a curated record. The coding region runs from base 1 to 4230 and encodes 1409 amino acids.
AUGGCGGAGGAUUUCUACGACGUGAGCGUCAUGGGGUCGUACGCGGAGCUGCACGAGCGCGGCAUGGGGCGGCGGCUCCGCGGCGGCGGCGACGACGCGUCGCGCGGACGGCGUCGCGUGACGUGGGAGGACGAAUCCGAGAGACCCUCCGCGCGCGGGCGCGGAAGGGAUCGCGGAGAGAGCGGGGACGUCUCCGCGUCGUCCUCGGCAGCGCGCGACGACGACGACGACGACGGCGGGGGCGGGGGCGAUGGCGACGACGCCGACGCGCGCGCGCGCGGGCGCGGGCGCGGCGGCGAGCCGUCGUCCUCGUCCACCAGAUGCUGCGCGUGGAACUCGUCGAAGCGAGUCGACGGCGAAAGAGAGCCAUCAUCGGGGAAGCCGCCCAGGAGCCACUCGUCCUCGCGCGAGCGCUCGUCCACCGCGGUGUCGCUCCUCCGCACGCGCGAGAUGGAGCCCGCGCGGCACGUCGUGCCGAUGCCGACGCCGCGCGGCCCCGGCGAGCCGUCGUCGAGCUCGAGCGGCGGGGACGAUCGGGAUCGACCAUCGACUCAUCGACACCAACACGUGGACGCCGUCCGACGACAUCUCGCCAAGCCGGUGUCGCUCAGCGCUCUCCUCCGCGACGCGCCGUGCGCGUUCGAUCCGACGAAAUCGCGCAUAUCCGUCGUGGACAAGCGGUUGUCGAUCAUCGACGCGGUUCCGCCCGCGUACCGACCGACGCAGCGGCUGUACGCGUCGCACAAUCGCAUCGCGUCUCUGGCGGGAUUGGCGCAAUUUCGAGAGUUGCGGCUUCUCAGCGCGGGGGAUAAUCCGAUCGACGACAUCCCGCAGCUCGACGCGCUCGCGCGCGGGUGCCCGCACCUCGAGGCGCUAUCGCUCGAGCUCACGCCGGUCUCGCGGCUGCCGUUCUAUCGCGCGCACGUGUUGGCGCGAAUGCCGCGGUUGAAAUCCUUGGACGGGAAGGCGACGACGCGAGAGGAAAUCGUCGCCGCGCCGGGACGCGUCCGACGCGACGUUCGAUCGUUAGAGAUGCUCAUGUCCGCCGCGGUGACCGCGGCGAAGCUGCGCCGCGCGUACGCGUUGAGCCUCGUGCAUCAGGAGCUUCGAGAGGUUGUGUUCAGCGCGAACGGCCCGGUCGAUCCGAGAAGUUUCCCGUCGAGAGCCGACCGCGCGGGCGCCGACGUGGUGGAUCCGCGAACGUUUUUGAAGCUGUGCCAGCCCGAGCGAACGAUGACCGCGAGCGAGGUCGCCGCGCUCGCCAAGUCGCUCCGCGUCGCGACCGCGCUCGAGGCGAAGAGAAUUAGUACUAGUAACGACGAUCGGGGAACCAGCGUUAACGAAGAAGCGCGGUGGGAGGCGGCGUACGCGGCGGCGCUCGCGAGGGAACAGGCGCGUUUUAUCUCACACUGGUCCCCAUACGACCGCGUCGGCGUGACCGACACGGCGGCGUUGCUUUCGUAUCUCGACGACGCCAACGCACGGACGAAGGACCGUCGUGAAGCGUCCGUCGCGGACCCGUUCGCGACCGCGCUUCGGUGGGGGUUCGAGGCUGCCGCCGCGAGGGAGGUGGAGGUGAGGAGCGACCGCGAGGCGGCGCUGACGGACAUCAUGGACAACGAAGCCGCGGCUUCGUAUCGUUUCGGGGAGAUUUUGAGAGGCGACGCGCCGGCGGCGGCGCCGGCGGCGGAGACGAGCCGCGUGGAGCGACCGCGCACGCCGACGCACCGACGCGAGCGUCGCGACGAGCGGGAAGAAGUUGAAGAUUUCCGUCUCGACGACGACGACGACGACGACGACGACGACGACGGAACCUUCAACGUCGAGGAAGCGUGGGUAAACUCCGACGCCGUGUUUGACGAACGCCUCGACGACGACGCCGACGCGAUUCGACGCGGGAGAGGAUUCUCGCACGGGGCCACCGUCUCCGCGCGGCGGCAUUCGUCCGCGCCGCCGUCGCCGACGGGGCGAGCGCGAGAGCGCGCGCCCCCGCGGCCGCGGCCGCGCGCGCGCUCGACGUCCAGGGAGCGGGUACCAGGCGCGGGGUACGCCUGGGGCGACCACUGGUACGACGGGCACGUGGCCGCGACGUCGACGGCGACGGCGACGGCGGCGAGAGUAAAGUGGGGGUACGGCCCCGGGACCGCCGCCGCGGCCGCGCGCGAGACCGCGGCGGCAAAAAAACGCGUCGGCGACGCCGCGAUGGCCGCGGCGGAAAGGGGCAGGGGGAGAGGGCGAACGCGGACGCCGCGGAGCCGGGACGUCAGCCGGGACGUCAGCCCUUCGAACGGCCGCGGGUGGGACUCGCUCGAGGGCGCGCGGCGGUCAGCGGAGAUGUCGCGCGGAGAUGCUUCGCCCGCGAAGCCGGAACGCCAGGCCACGACGACGACGCGACAACGCGCUAGACCGUACCCCCCUCGCGAUCUGUACGACAUGUUGUCCCAGGAAGUCGACGCGCUUCGAACGGCGCUGGAGUCGCACGCCGCCGGGGAGACGGAGCUCCUCGCCGCCAACGCGGAGCUUCGUCGCCGCGUCGAAGCGGCGGAGGGGGACGUGGAGAAGGCGAAGAUCCACGGCGUCGCCGCGGCUGCGGAGGAAGCUGCGCGCGCCGCGCACGCGGUCGCGCGAGCGCGAGCGGACGCGCACGCGGCCGAGGCGAGAGAGAAGGAGGCGGCGGAGAGGCUGAGGACGCUGGAGGCGGAGCGAGAGACGGCGGCGAAGGCCGCGGCGGCGGCGGCGAGAAAAAUCGCCGACGCGACCGAAGAAGCGGAGACGCUCAGGCGAACGCUCGCGGCGCUCGAGGACGCGGAGAGGAAGAAGGAGAGCGUGGACGCCAUGGCGAGUCGCAACGCGGGGAAGAAAGCGCUUCGGAUGUGGCGCUCGCGCGUCGCCGCGUCCAAGGUGGCGCGCGUGCUCGCGUACGCGCGCCGCCGACGCGCGGCGCAGUGGGCGCUGACGCUUUGGAUGUGGCGCACGCGCGCGCAGCGACGCCUUCGCGUCGUGUACGAGAGGCAAACAAACAAGGUGGGCGUCGUCGUGAUGAGGAAAUGGCGCUUCGCCGUCGCCGUCGCCGCGGUGACGCGAUGUUUACGACGACGACGCGCGCUCCGGCGAUGGGCGCGCAACGUCAGAAUACUCAAGGACACGCGCGACGCGUGGCACGCGCAGUUCACGGCCACGUGGAGCGCGAACGCGGCCGCGAGGGUAUUCGACGCGUGGCGACGCGCGUCUCGGAGCACCAAGUCGCUCGCGGAGUACUCGGACGCGCUGUUGCGCGCGUCGAACCCGCGUUUGCACCGCGCGAGAGACCGAACCGCGUUGGCGUCGGCGCUCAGCGCUUGGCAUCUCGAGGUGACCCGCUCGCAGCGCGCGCGCAUGGAGCACCUCGCGGAGACGUGCGACGGCCUCGCCGCCGCGGCGUCGGAGGCUGCGGAAGCGGCGAGCGGCGUGGAACGCGCGAAUAACGAUUUAACGCAGGUUGAGCGGGCGUUACGAUCGGACGCGAGAACGGCGGAGAUGCGCGCGGACGCGUGGGAAAAACAAGCCGACGUGGAAGCCGCCGAGCGACGGGAAGCGCAGGACGAAGUCGAGCGCCUCCGCGAGCGCGUCCACGAGCUCGAGCUGGAAAUCGAGGAGAGAACGCGCGGAGCGGAGAGCGCCAACUGGCGGGUCGCGUUCGAGGCGGGCGAGCGCGCGAUUCUCGCCGCGGGCACGUUCUUAGAGCAGUGGGCUCUGGAGUUGCAACGCGAAAAGGCGCACGCGGAUCGGGUCAAGAACGACGCGAAGCUCGACAUCGCCUUCUUGCGCUCCAUCACGGAAGUCACCCCCGGGUCGCGCAGUCCGCGCUCGAGAGAGAACCCGCUCAAGUCGCUGCCGGUGCGCGCGAGGGAGUUGCACGACGCGCUGGAGGCGCACGCGGCGCAGGCGGCGGCGAUGCGGGAGCAGUGCGAAGCCGACGACGCGCGCCGAAAGCGCCGCGCCGCGACGGCGUCGCGGUCGCGGUCGCGGCGGGAGGGAAGCACGACGACGCGAUCCGGCGAGGAAGACGACGACGACGACGAGAGCUUCCCGACGCCGGUGAGCGAACGACGGUGGCCGCCGGGGAGCGCGGGGGGGUCGACGUCGAACGCGAACGGAGGAGGGUUCGAAUUCGCCGCGAGGAGCACGCCGGCGUUUCGCAUACGAAGCCGGCCGUCGCUCUCUCCGACGUCGCGGUCGCACGAUCCGUAG